ACCGGCCGGCAGUGGCCGCUGGAGAGGCGAGGGGAGCGGGUGUCUGGUGGCCGGGCCGGGCGGUGGGUGGCUGGGAUAGUGGAGUCGGAGCGUGUUCUGGUCGGUGACGCUGGUGGAUAGCGGGAGACAGCGAGGGACGCUGGUGGAUGACGGGAGACGGACUUCACUGGCGUCGGCCCAGCGGUGGUGGACGGGGGACCGCCAUCGUCACCGCCGUCCUGACUGCACCAGAACAACAGCGGCGGACCGAGACAGCAGAGCGACACCGGGCGGCCACUUCGGAACGGGGCGGUGAUACGGGCAUAACAAAGCAACAUUUUUUGGGUUGUCCGCGUGACUCAGACUCUGUGGACCACCGUCCGCUGUCUGCCCUCCGCCCGGUCUCCGACACACCGGGCCUUCGGAAGACUGGUCGUCAAACUACAAUGCUUAGAAGUCCUCGGACUACAGAAUUACUCGUCAUCAAACUACAGUACUAUGUUCAACUAAAUGAGGACGAUGAUCCGGCCCUCUACAGAGAGCGACUCCCAUCAGUUAGCACCAGCCUGACCGCUGGAGGAGCUCCUGUCCUGCUGGCACCGCCGGCGGUCGCCGUGCUGCCAGCGCUGAUCAUUACGCGGAGGUGGCGCGCCUUCUGGUUCAGUACUGCGUGUGGAUCGACCUGCAGAACGAGGUGGCGCGCUCGCCGCUGCAGAUGGCGCCACCGGGGCUGGCGAGCGACCUCCAGCAGCUGGCGCCGCCCCGGUGGAGCCCACCGCUGCCACAGAUGGCAGCAUCGUCGCCCACAAGGCUCGACUGGCCGUCAGUGCGCGUAUUUCGAACCGGUGGACUUUUGUUUCAUAUCUCUGAUCCAGAACAGUGUCGCUCUGCAAUAAGGGCCAGCCAGCGUUUGUUAGGUGUCACUUUGCUGGUGUUGAAUCUGAUGAUGCGAUGUUACUAGGACUUGCCGUCCUAACUAGAUUCGUCGGAACUAGGUCUUCAGCAGCGCCCAAUAACCAGUAGGUACUUUCGGUGUGACUCGCUUUUCCUAAAUCUGUGGAAGUGCGUUCUGUAACGCUCGCCGCUCACUGUACCUGUACCUGUACGCUUGUCACGUGAGGUGUCGCUGUCUGUACCCAUCAUUGCCGUAUCUCUUUCGUUACACUUUCGCUGUAUAGCUGCACCUUGUCGACUGCUUGUGCUGAGUAACUACGGCGGAAGCUGAAGACGUCUUUUGUCGUCCUGUGACGUAUCUCAGGCUAGCGUAGCGUUUGUGCGGUUACCUGUCAUUGACGUAUGUGGACUUUGCCAGUGUCAUGUUUUCGCUGUCAUCACCGUGCUGUCUGCGCGAACAUUGGGACAAUGGCUGUGCUUAAUGUGCAUGCGAUGCGCAUCUCUGUUCGCUGUAGGUAUUGCAUUUGACUCUUGGUAAAGCCGUGAGGUAGAUGAGGUUCUUGUGACUCGGAUCUGCGUACUCCCUGUUUUCCGUGUGCGUACGUCGCCAGUCAAUGUAGAGGCAUUUGAAAACUGAUUGAAAAUGUAGCAAGAUCUGUCGCCUUUAUCUAUAAAUAUGACCUGAUGUUGGUACCUCGGCCGUCCUCCUGGAACUGCGAGGCGUGAGCUAGUAGCUGACACAGAGAUUGCUGAAUGUUUGGCGAAUAAAGAUCGAAAAACCA
Molecule: messenger RNA, 1655 nt
Organism: Amphibalanus amphitrite
Lineage: Eukaryota; Metazoa; Arthropoda; Thecostraca; Balanomorpha; Balanidae
Exons: 5
Coding region: 147-875 (242 amino acids)
Source: RefSeq, a predicted model, not a curated record